AUGAGACUCUCCGUCGCUGCCAUCUUCCUCGCCGUUACCGGCAUCAUUGCCGCCCCGGCCCCCGUUGCUGAGCCCAAAGCCGUUGCUGAGCCUGCUCCCGACGGCUAUGGCCAAUACGCCAAGUACGACAAAUACUCCACUCCCAAGGGAGGCUACGGACAGUACGGAGGCUACGGACAGUACGGAGACUACGGCAAGUACAAGAAGGAUCUCAGCGAGCUUCAGGAUGCCAAGGAAUACUCGGACGAGAUGACGGACCUUGAGGAGGACGGACUAGACACGUCAACAGAAGAGACCCCGCUGCUGAGCGGAGGAAGCCAGGGCGCAAACUCGGCAGCAGAGUCCCUCCGCCGCCACCUCACUGACAAAGACACUGAGGCAUCGAUGAGCGAGCGAGCGAUCAACCGUCCACGCUCCAGCUCCUUGGCAGGGGCGUUUACUCGCAUCUUCUCCCCUCUUUCCCGCUCAAACAGUGCCAAGUCAACGACCGGUCACCCCAAGACUUGGGCUGUCUACAACGAGAAUGUGGACGGCGCCGAGCAGGGCCAGAAGUCAAAUAAGGAAAGGUAG
Verticillium dahliae VdLs.17 is the source of this 570-nucleotide messenger RNA. RefSeq lists its product as uncharacterized. The transcript has 2 exons. Bases 1 to 570 code for a protein of 189 amino acids. The record is from RefSeq and is a predicted model, not a curated record. Lineage: Eukaryota; Fungi; Ascomycota; Sordariomycetes; Glomerellales; Plectosphaerellaceae.